Molecule: messenger RNA, 1722 nt
Organism: Aureobasidium namibiae CBS 147.97
Lineage: Eukaryota; Fungi; Ascomycota; Dothideomycetes; Dothideales; Saccotheciaceae
Exons: 4
Coding region: 1-1722 (573 amino acids)
Source: RefSeq, a predicted model, not a curated record
AUGGCGAACACCAACCAUACAGCCCAUCCGCUUGAGCACAUCAUGGUUCAUCCCGCACUGCGCAAGCCCACGGACCUAGUCCCAGCUGAGCCCUGGAUCUCUACCAUGGCUGCAAUCAACGCUCUGGUAUCAGAUGGCAUGAUCAAGGAUCUGCUGCUCGUCUUCGAGGGUGGAGCAGAAGGAGUCAGGCGCUACAAUGGUUUCGACGAGCUAUGGGACACCAAAGGCGACUGUCAAGUGAGACUGGACACCCAGGAUGUCUGCUUCGAUAGUGAAAUUAUCUUUGGAACUCAAUCCCAGGAUCUCAUCUCUCUCCUAUCAGAAUGUGUUUGCGAGAAGGGUAAACACUACUACUUCAAGGUGCCUCCACUUGGCGAGGACUCUGAAAAAGUCGGCAGAUACAAUCUCGCCAUCCGCAACUUUGUCGCCACCAUCAUCCGCAAACCACUCGUCGGACCUACUCUUGUAUCUGCUCUCGAAGAUUUGCAGAUCGUCGCGAAACACAUCUUCAAGUUGCAGCAUCGCCCAGAGAAAGCCGCAGAAUUCGUCCGGAGCUACGUGGAGGAACUGAACCUUGACAACUUCGCCAACAGACCUGCUGACAUAGGCAAGUUCCUAGCAUGGACAGAAAAAGUCCGCUGGUCAAGAGGGUUUAUUGAGACCUUCGCUCACUGCGUGGGCAUGCUGAACUGCGGAGUCCUCGAUCAUGAAUCUCUCGAUGCUCUGUCACCAACUACACGUGCUCUCCUGGAACACAGUUGUACACACAUGCAUUAUCGCCUCUCGUCUGUGGAGAUACUAAUGGCCGAGUUCGGAAUCGACUCGACCAUCCUCGGAGAGCUCGAAGACCACACUGGGAUGCAAAAGUCGGUCUUAGCUUUCCAGGACUUCCUUCAACAGCAUUAUGCUCAGAUUUACGGAACAUGGCCACCACCUGUACACCAGAAUAGUGGACACUGGUUGACCCGCUCAGUGGCUCAACGCCUGCAGCAAGACUUCGGCGACCUCUACGAUCUGCUUGUUGACAAGCACAUCCGCCAUGGAAUCAUCACUCCCACCCAUGCUAAUCCCUUUGGCCGAAGGGAAGACCGAAGACAGCUUCUGAAAUCAUGGGACCGCCAGAACGGCUUCACUGCUUUACCACACUCUGAUGCCAUGGCUCCGGUUCGCUCUCCCACCAAGUUCAUGGAGCAAGAGGAGGAGAAAGGCGACAGACGAUCUUCCCUCGUCCCCGCCGUUCAGAAGCACCGCAAGAAGGCCCCAGACCUCUACAACAUCUACUCAAGUGCUACUAAUGCCGAGACAUACAUCCCACCUUUGUGCAAAGCCUUCUUGAGCCAUGAAGCGUCAAUUAUGCACUACCAGAUGGACACGCACGAAGGCCGUCUCGGACGCUGGAUCAUCAUCUACUGUACGAUGCAGCUCCUCUCCAAAGUCGCUGUCGACAUACAAGGCCUUCGUUACGGCCAGAGUGUAGAGUAUCAUCUCAGUGCCGACACUGACGGCACCCCACCAUGGAAAACUAGCGACUUCCCUACCACCAUGCGCCCAGCAGGUCCAGAAUAUGCAUGGGCUGCGCUGUUCGCAAGAGCUACUGGCAUGCCACGACGCGUCUCUGGUACUGCAAAGAAGAGGGCAGGCAAGGCCAGAUUUGAGGUCAUCCAUCUACCUGAUGGUCGUGUGAUGCUCAAGGACUCUGAUGGCCAUGUUGUGUUCAGGUGA